CGGGAUCCCUUGCUUUCCUUCUGAUACCGCUCGACAUGUCUUCCUCCUCCCUUCUUCUGUUACUCUUCUUCUUCUUCCUUCACCUCCCUCUCCUCUUCCUGCCCACCCUCGCCGCUGGCCACGUUGAGUCGCCGGCCUCGCCGUCGAACGGCACCACCGUUUAUGACCUGCUUCCGGAGUAUGGCCUGCCGCCCGGCGUUCUUCCGGACACCGUCAAGUCCUUCUCGCUCGCCAGCAACGGCCGGUUCGUCGUGGAGCUCUACGGCCCCUGCUACGUCGACUUCGAGUACCUGGUCUACUACGCCCCCCGCGUGUCCGGCGUCAUCAAGUACGGCGGCAUCGCGAGUCUCGAGGGCGUCCAGGUCCGCCGCUUCAUGGUCUGGUUCGACGUCGGCGGCAUCAUGGUCGACGUCCCCUCCUCUGAGUUCAUCUACUUCCAGGUCGGAUGGAUCACCCGCAAGCUCGGCAUCGAGCAGUUCCAGACCGUGCACUCCUGCAGGGACAGUCUCUCGCUGCUUGGCCGCGCCAAGGAGGUCGCCCGUUCCAUGCUCGAGAGCAUUUUUGCACCUCAACUGUGACGAAUUAAUGUGAGAAGACAAAACCAGCUGGCUAAUGCAUGGAAAUUCUAAAGAUCUAAUGGCCAUUUUGAAUCACAUGGCAUGAACCAGGAAGUGCUAUUGCAGAAGAUUUUCAAGAGGUGAAAGGCCAGAAGUGUUAGGAUACACUUCCGACCCAAACACCACUCAUCUUGAGUUCCUGUUCCAUUACAUAAAAAUUAAUUGUAGUUUGUAGUUUUUCAUUGACAGAAUGGCAGUAGUAUUUCUCUAAAGAACUUUUCUGGAAUAGCAUGUUUGUAUUUUCAAAAUUUUGUCCAAACCACCCCCGAUAGAAUGAUGAAAGUUGCAUGUCUGAAGGAAUUUUUGGGCUGAAAAUUGAGUAAUGUUACGAUUUUCCUGUCACAUAUAUUGACAUGCUCCUUUUAGUAGGAAAACUUAAUCAAGGUAAAUAUUCUCAUGGUCACCUUUCAACUUUCUAUUGCCUCAAGUAUGAUUUCUCAACCAAUAGUCCUUGCACACUAGAUUUAACUUCUUUUCAAGUGAACAAGCUCUAGUCAUUCAUGUGCAGAACUACAGUGAAUUGAUUCCUGAUCACUCUCAAUUUGCUUGAUUUGUGUUGCAGUAUCCACAUCAGAAUUCUCCUCUGUGAUUUAUUUUUUACCUCUUUGCUAUGUGAAUCCAGACUCAUUCCUGUUAUGGCAAACACAAAACAGAAGGUUAACUGA
Musa acuminata subsp. malaccensis (wild Malaysian banana) is the source of this 1282-nucleotide messenger RNA. RefSeq lists its product as uncharacterized. The record is from RefSeq and is a predicted model, not a curated record. NCBI's taxonomy places the organism in Eukaryota, Viridiplantae, Streptophyta, Magnoliopsida, Zingiberales, Musaceae.